This is a messenger RNA of Magnolia sinica, 4000 nucleotides long. Its product is annotated as phospholipid-transporting ATPase 2-like. The coding region runs from base 355 to 3738 and encodes 1127 amino acids. Lineage: Eukaryota; Viridiplantae; Streptophyta; Magnoliopsida; Magnoliales; Magnoliaceae. The transcript has 26 exons. Gene Ontology annotation, molecular function: magnesium ion binding; ATPase-coupled intramembrane lipid carrier activity; ATP hydrolysis activity. Gene Ontology annotation, biological process: phospholipid translocation. Gene Ontology annotation, cellular component: plasma membrane. The record is from RefSeq and is a predicted model, not a curated record.
UCCUCAGCCCCGUCUCUUCUUCUCCACUCCCCAGGCGUUAUGAUUUCAUUCCCACCGACACAAAAUCUGAGAAUUCCAAUUCUGCCCUCUGACUCCCUUCCAUCUCUCCAAACGCCCCCUAUUUCUCUACACCAAGAAUAAUCAAUUUCGUCACACGCUAAUACCAGAAGGGAGAACUCGUGACUAACGGCAUUUUCGUCAUCGGCUGAAAAGCAUAGAGCUCCGGCCAUCGAUUCGACCCUGCGUUUCUGCAAUCCCGGCCCAUGGAUCGUAAUCGGAUGUGAUGAUUUUCUAGAAUCAAUCCUUAAUUUUCAUGGGACAUAGAUGACGUGAUCAUAUGCUUCGUAGUCCACAAUGAAGCGCUAUGUAAACAUCAAUGACAAUGAUCAAGAAGAUCUUUAUUGUGACAACCGCAUAUCGAAUAGGAAAUAUACAAUAUUAAAUUUUCUCCCAAAAAAUCUAUGGGAGCAGUUCAGUCGGUUCAUGAACCAGUAUUUUUUGCUUAUUGCAUGCCUCCAGCUAUGGUCGCUUAUUACUCCUGUAAAUCCUGCAAGUACAUGGGGUCCUCUUAUCUUCAUAUUUGCAGUCUCAGCUACAAAAGAGGCGUGGGAUGACUAUAACAGAUAUCUCUCUGACAAGCAAGCAAAUGAGAAAGAAGUAUGGGUUGUAAAGCAAGGCAUAAAAAAGCAGAUUCAAGCACAAGACAUCUGUGUUGGCAACAUAGUCUGGCUCCGGGAGAACGAUGAAGUUCCUUGUGAUCUUGUUUUAGUUGGUACUUCCGACCCCCAAGGCAUCUGUUAUGUUGAGACUGCAGCCCUAGAUGGUGAAACUGAUCUGAAGACGAGGGUUAUAGCAUCUGCCUGCAUGGGGCUCAGUCCUGAACUUCUUCACAAAAUCAAGGGUGCCAUUGAAUGUCCAAAUCCAGACAAGGAUAUUAGAAGAUUUGAUGCAAAUUUGAGGUUGUUUCCUCCCUUCAUUGAUAAUGAUUUAUGCCCCUUAACCAUCAAUAAUACAUUACUUCAGUCAUGCUACCUGCGGAAUACAGAAUGGGCAUGUGGAGUAGCUGUCUAUACAGGAAAUGAAACUAAGUUAGGUAUGACCAGAGGUAUACCAGAGCCAAAACUUACUGCGGUGGAUGCAAUGAUUGACAAGUUAACUGGAGCAAUCUUUCUAUUUCAAAUAGUUGUUGUUAUUGUUCUCGGAAUAGCGGGUAAUGUCUGGAAAGAUACUGAAGCUCAAAAGCUAUGGUAUGUUCUUUACCCAAAGGAAGGACCAUGGUAUGAACUGUUGGUCAUCCCUCUACGGUUUGAGCUUUUAUGUUCAAUCAUGAUCCCGAUAUCUAUAAAGGUAUCUCUAGAUCUCGUGAAGAGUUUAUAUGCAAAGUUCAUUGAUUGGGAUGAUGAGAUGUACGAUCAUGACACCAAUACACCUUCCCAUGCAGCAAACACAGCAAUCAGUGAGGAUUUAGGACAAGUUGAGUACAUCUUGACUGAUAAAACUGGGACCCUAACGGAGAAUAGAAUGAUCUUCCGGCGAUGUUGCAUCAAUGGUACUUUCUAUGGAAAUGAAAGUGGAGAUGCUCUGAAAGAUAUGGAACUGCUCAAUGCUAUCGGUAGCAAAAGACCUGAUGUUAUUAGAUUCCUUACUGUUAUGGCAGUAUGCAAUACAGUUAUACCUCUUAGAAGCCAAAAUGGAACAAUCUGUUACAAGGCACAAUCCCAGGAUGAGGAUGCUCUUGUUCAUGCUGCUGCUCACUUGCACAUGGUUCUCUUCAAUAAAAAUGGGAAUACUCUUGAAGUCAAUUUCAAUGCUUCAGUUCUUCAAUAUGAGAUACUGGAUACUUUAGAGUUCACUUCUGAUCGAAAAAGGAUGUCAGUGGUUGUCAGAGAUUGCCAGAAUCAAAGCAUCAUCCUUUUGACAAAAGGAGCAGAUGAAGCAAUUCUUCCUAACGCAUCAUCUGGACAACAAAUUAGGACUUAUGUUGAAGCUGUGGAACAGUAUUCUCAAUUGGGAUUGCGGACACUCUGUUUGGCUUGGCGUGAAUUGAAUGAAGAUGAAUAUAGAGAAUGGUCUUUGUUGUUUAAAGAGGCAAACAGUACAUUGGUUGAUAGGGAGUGGAAGCUAGCUGAGGUCUGUCAAAGGUUGGAGAAUGACCUUGAAAUCCUUGGGAUCACUGCAAUUGAGGAUCGUCUGCAGGAUGGAGUUCCAGAAACUAUUGAGACACUUAGAAAGGCAGGGAUCAAUUUUUGGAUGCUGACUGGUGAUAAACAAAAUACAGCCAUUCAAAUCGCACUUUCAUGCAACUUCAUUUCUCCAGAACCAAAAGGCCAACUUCUGUUGAUCAAUGGGAAAAAUGAAGAUGAAGUUUCUAGAAGCUUGGAGAGAGUCUUAUGCACAAUGAGGAUAACUUCUUCAGAACCUAAGGAUGUAGCAUUUGUCAUCGAUGGUUGGGCACUUGAAAUUGCACUUAAACAUCAUCAGAAAAAAUUUACAGAAUUAGCAACAUUGUCAAGGACAGCUAUCUGUUGCCGUGUCACGCCAUCCCAAAAAGCUCAACUCGUGGAACUCUUGAAGUCACGUGAGUACAGGACAUUGGCAAUCGGCGAUGGUGGAAAUGAUGUGAGGAUGAUACAACAGGCUGACAUAGGGGUGGGCAUCAGUGGGAGAGAAGGACUGCAGGCGGCAAGGGCAGCUGAUUAUAGCAUAGGGAAGUUUAAAUUUCUGAAGAGAUUGAUACUCGUUCAUGGACGGUAUUCAUACAACCGUACAGCAUUCCUGUCCCAGUAUUCCUUCUACAAGUCGUUAUUGAUAUGCUUUAUACAGAUCUUUUUCUCUUUUAUUUCAGGUGUCUCUGGUACAAGCCUGUUCAACUCCGUCAGUCUGAUGGCUUAUAACGUUUUCUACACAAGUGUCCCUGUUCUAGUGAGCAUCCUUGACAAAGAUCUUAGCGAAAGAACUGUUAUGCAACACCCACAAAUACUAUUUUAUUGCCAAACCGGAAGGCUUUUGAACCCGAGCACAUUUGCUGGAUGGUUUGGGCGGUCUUUAUUCCAUGCUCUCAUUGUAUUCCUAAUCAGCAUCAAUGUGUAUAACGAUGAGAGAAGUGAAAAGGAAGAGCUUUCAAUGGUUGCCCUCUCUGGAUGUAUUUGGUUGCAAGCUUUUGUCAUGGUAGUGGAGACAAAUUCCUUCACGGUAUUGCAACACCUCGCAAUAUGGGGGAAUUUGGCUGCCUUCUACGUCAUCAACUGCAUCAUUAGCACCCUGCCAUCGGCCGGAAUGUACACUAUAAUGUUCCGUCUUUGCAGACAACCGUCUUAUUGGAUAACGAUGUUUCUCAUAGUUGCUGCAGGGAUGGGGCCUGUCGUCGCUGUAAAGUACUUCCGUUACACGUACAGAUCAAGUGCCAUCAACAAACUUCAGCAGGCAGAACGUUUGGGUGGGCCCAUUGUGUCUCUGGGCAACGUUGAGCCACAGUUAAAGUCCAUGGAGAAGGACGUUGCUUUGCUGUCUAUAUCACAGCCAAAUAGCAGAAACCCAGUGUACGAACCAUUACUGUCUGAUUCUCUAACUUCAAGCAGAAGAUCUUUGGGGCCAGCAACACCAUUUGAUUUCUUUCCCACUCAGUCAAGACUCUCUUCAACUUAUUCAAGAAAUUGUUCAGAUAAAAUGGAGACAAUGGAGGCAGAUGAAGUCUCUGUUGCGAUGGACAAGCUACAGUCUCAAAAUGAAAUACUGUAGCUGUGACUGUCGACAUUUUAGAGCCUAGAUCAAGAGAUGCAUGGCACUCUCCGCAGCUGCGGACGAGGAGCACCAGCGAAAUUAUGAAGAGCGUUGGUCAUGUCUUUUUCUCUUCCUCCAUGCUACCAUCCUGCACUAUAUUCUAUCUGUAUGUUACGAUCCCAAGGGUUUAAUAGCUUAACUUUACACGUUCCAUCAGCGCUGGGGUUUUUGGCAUAUUAUUUAGGUUCUUAACAAUUGAUAUCAGAGCCAACACCACUAU